Molecule: messenger RNA, 1931 nt
Organism: Aspergillus novofumigatus IBT 16806
Lineage: Eukaryota; Fungi; Ascomycota; Eurotiomycetes; Eurotiales; Aspergillaceae
Product: aminotransferase-like domain-containing protein
Exons: 3
Coding region: 254-1594 (446 amino acids)
Biological process (GO): biosynthetic process
Molecular function (GO): L-2-aminoadipate:2-oxoglutarate transaminase activity; pyridoxal phosphate binding
Source: RefSeq, a predicted model, not a curated record
UAAGCUAUCCAAGUUAGGAGAGACACCUGAGGAAAGAAGAAAAGAAGGAUUGCGUAUUCCUCUGUCUCAGACACUCGGUCAUUUCAAAUGGCGGCGGCCAACGUCACCGGACUGACGUGUCCUUGUCCUUCCACACUGAAAUUUUCAACGACGGUCAUCGACUGAAACCGAGUCAUCACCACCACAUAGUUACAUGGUUAAAGUUAUCUACUCCGUACACAUACUGGCAAGUGGCAAGUGAGCAACUGUCGACAUGGGCUUUGUUCCCCCCGAAGAGCCGAUCGAUCUCUUCAGAGGCUGGCCUAACCCUGCCCUGCUGCCCACCACCGCCUUGGCUCAAGCAUCCGCCACCGUCCUGUCCACGCCGUCCAUCUGGACCCCAGCCCUGCUGUACGGUCCUGAUGAUGGCUAUCUGCCCCUGCGAAAGAGCGUUGCUGAAUGGCUGACCCACUUUUACAAACCACGCGAUCCGGUUUGUUUCGAUCGGAUCUGCAUUACUGGCGGUGCCAGCCAGAAUCUGGCAUGUAUCUUCCAGGUCUUCACUGACCCUAGUUACACCAGACAUGUCUGGAUGGUAGCGCCUGCGUAUCACCUGGCGUCUCGGAUGGUGGACGAUGCCGGCUUCGCGGGUCGUAUCAGAGCCGUCCCGCAGGAUGACGCGGGGCUCGAUCUUGAAUAUCUCCGUCGGGAGAUGGUGGCCGCCGAGCGGAAAGCUAAUGAAGAGCAGAGAUUCGAACCGAAACAUAAACCUCCAAGACCAUGGGGAAAAAUCUACAAACACGUCAUCUAUGCCACGCCGACAUUCUCUAAUCCCACCACGCGGACCAUGUCCCUGUCCGAUCGGGAGAAACUGGUCCAGCUUGCGCGCGACUUCGACGCCUUGAUUGUGACAGAUGACGUCUACGAUUUCCUUCAGUGGUCUGCGGAUCCAGACCGCCCCCUUGCUGCGCCCGACAAGACACGCGUGCCUCGGCUGGUAGACGUUGAUCGCUACCUGAACGGAGGGCCUCAGGACGAAUGGGGGAACGUCGUCAGUAACGGGAGCUUCAGCAAGCUGAUCGGCCCUGGCAUGCGGACCGGAUGGGCCGAAGGCACGGCCAAGUUUGCCUACGGACUUUCUCAAGCAGGUUCAUCGCGGUCUGGAGGGUCCCCGUCCCAAAUGGCCUCCACGAUAAUUGCUCAGUUGCUCGCCGAUGGGGCCUUCCAGUCUCAUCUAACUGGGGUCUUACAGCCCGCUUAUGCGCGCAGGUACCAUGUCAUGAUGUCGGCUAUCCGCAAACACCUGCUCCCUCUGGGCGUAGUACUGCCCUACUCCUCCGAGGUCGUCGGCGGAUACUUUAUCUGGGUGCGUCUUCCGAGUCCGUUACGCGCAAGUGAUAUCGUGCAACUGGCUCUGGAGAAGCAGAAACUCAGGGUGGCUGCUGGUGAGAUUUUCCAGGUCCCCGGGGACUCGGUGGACCGAGGCAACGACUUUCAUGAUUUCCUGCGACUUUGUUUCGCCUGGUCUGAGGAGGAUCAACUCGCUGAAGGAGUGCGACGACUAGGAUGCGUCAUUCAUGAUGCUUUAGUUGGACCCGCAGCCAUUUCUACGUAGUUUUGAGUGGUUGCAGUGCCACUGUACCUUACUUCUCUGGUAGUGACCAUGGUUCAAAGCGGAUCGGCCCGCCUGCAUACCUAUCCUUCUCUGGUCCUAGACAAUCCUUGUUAACUGUUCACCUUCCACCUUCCACCUUCCUUCCACUCUUAGAACCUCUAGCCAUUAACACAAUCAUCUAUGCUGCAGAGAUUCAUGGUCAACACCUUGUCUCAUCAUCGCCCUUUCUAUCUUCACCUUACCGCCCUGUCUACUAGCAUUGCCAAGCAAUCAUCGACAAUAUGAUUUAAUUGCAGUACGGGGAAGUGAAAGUUACCAAUCUACUGAAUUGUUGAAG